AUGAAACGUGGGGGGGGAACAAAACGGCAGCGCAGAGUCAGCCCGCCGCGUGAAGGGAGGGCCUCGCGUGGUGGGCGGGUGGAGGACAUCGGCCCAUACCUUGACGAGGUCCUCCAGAGCGCCAGCCUCGUCGGCGCGGGCGUUCUAAACGCGGUGGUGGAGCGUUGGAAAUGCGCCGACGCCGCACUCUACCGUUGUCAUGCCGAGAGGCGGGCAGUCGAGGGGCAGGCGGUGCGGCUUUUGAAUCAACUCGCGGAGCCUGGGGCGUGCGCGGGGCCUUCCAAUCUCAAUUGCCUCCUCGCGGAGCCCGACGCGUGCGCAGGCGAGGCUGUGGCGGCCGUUUCGGAUCGCGUGGCUGCAGCGCUUGACGACGCCCUGCGCGGCCUUGCCAGGCGCUCGGCUGGAGCACGUGCGCUGGCAACGGCGGUGGGUGACGAGGCCGCGCGAUCCCUCGCAAGUGCGAUGUACGAGGUGGAGUGUCUUUCCCGGCGCCUGCUCGAUGUGCAGCUCGCGGCGGCUGCGGGCGAGGUGGAAGCUUCGGGUCUGCGCGCGCGUCUGGCGGAGGCCACCCAGCAACGCCAGGCCUAUGUGGCAGAGGUGGGUGGGCUGUUGGGAGUCCUGCGGGCCCUCGCAACGCGCGUAGGCUCGGGAAGGUGGCAGCAGCAGGCUGAGAACCAGGAGUUCGUGAAUAUAAAGAAAGAGGAGGAAGAAGAAGGGGUGACGGAGCAGCUGCGACGGGCGUUGGUGCAGGCUCAGAGCGGGGUCGCAGUGGCCCAAAAGAGGCUGCUUGAGGAGCAGCACUGGCGGGAGCGCGCGGAGGGGCGCAUCGCGGAGAUGCUCCGCCAGCCUCACUGCGGCGGCCCCAGCGGCGCGGUUGCGGAGCUUGGUCGGCUCCGCAGUAGCCUCACGGAGGCCCUUGACGACGCCGCCCAGCUCACAGUUUCGCUGAAGCUCGCUCGCGAGGAGCUGGCGGGAACUAAUACUGAGCUUGAUGCCCUGCGCACGAAGAACGAGCAGCUGUUAAAGGCUGUGCACGCGGAUCAGGUUGGUCGUGCCGUGACGGAGCUCAAGCGGGUUUACGAUGAAACUACUCAAAGUUUACGCGAGCGCUUCGUGGAGGCGGAAUCCCAGCGGGGAAUUCUCUCCUCUGCAUUGGAUAAAUCCCGUGAAACGGUCAAGGAGCUGCAGGAGGCUUCUGCACAGGCCAAAGCGAAUUACAAGGAGCUUGACUUUCUUGAAAAGAAGAACCGCGAUCGGCAUCAUGAUUUUUCGAAUGCCCGUUCGAAGAUUCUGGAGUUCAUGAAGUCGAUUGGAAAGCUUUUGAAGGACGAGAAUGCUGUGAUGGAAGGCAAAGUGGGCGAGCUUACGUUGAUCAAUAGCCAGAUAACCUCAAAGCAGGCGGAGUCGCUUGGGCAUUUUCAAAAACAGAUCCACGACCUCUUUCAAGGCUUUCAGGAGGUGCUUUCGGACGAUAAGGCAAGCACGAGCGCUGAAGCUGAGGAUGACAACCGAAAAUGCCAUGAUGAGGCACUGAAGGAGAAGAGUCUUAACUUCUGUUUCGGGGAGGAGAAAUAUGGCCUUCUGCUUCAGGUGCUUCAGAGUGCCCUUCAGUUCGUUGGUUCGCAUCUGGAGAACGGGGAUACUCAACGCGCAGGGUUACUGGAGGCCUCCCUAGCCGAUGCGGCGCUUGUCAAUGACCUGCGCUCGAGGCUACAUCAGAUCACACAAGACCGCGAUCGACUAUCUCGAAAGCUAACGAAAUGUCUUAACAUAAUUGACCAGAACAGCCUGACGGUGGUGGAGAACGCCUUACUAUAUGAAGUACCCGUAGAAGACUCGUUGAGUGCGGCCGAGGCGGCCGAGCACAUUGCCUUGCUGCGGGAGCAGCUUGACGUCGCGGUGCGGACACAAAAAUGGGGAGUGAAGGAUAUUGAGGACUGGAAAAAGGCCAAGGAGAGUCUCGAGGCGGAGGUGAGGGAGGUACGCUAUGCAAGGGACAUCGCCGAGAAGCAAUUACUGCAAACCGAUCAAACCCUUUUGCAAAGCCUGGAGCGCGAAAAAGAGAUGCUGGUGCAAAAUAUGGCUCUCCAGUCCCAGAUCACCACCCUGGUCUCUUCAUCCUUUCUUAGAUCCGGCCCAAGUGAAACGGGGGAUAACUCCGCUUCAGCGGAAUUAUCGAUGGAAUGUGCGCCGAAUUUUACCCCCUCCCCUCCCUUUGCGCAGCUCCUCCAGCAGGUCUCCGCGCAGUUCGCCAGCAUUGAAAAGUCGAUUGCCGAUCUUAACGCGCAGCGAAAGCAGCGCGAGGAGGAGCUAAAGGAUCCCUUAGAAACCGUCUCCUUAUCUUGCCCCUCCGCUGAGGAAAUAACGGAGAUAAUUGCGCAGGGCGGGAUGAAUGUCAUGGUGGAGUUGUUACGUAAGGCGAUGAUGGGCGUGCAGGAGCUGCGGGAGUCAAUUUGCCGAUUCUCUCUUCAACACAAAUCAGAGCUCUCGGCGAUAAUUCAUCCGGACGUUCAGAGCCCUGAGGCCGCGUUGCUGGCGGAAAAGGAGCGCUGUGACGCGUUUGAGAAGGAGUUAAACGCGCUGAAAGAAGAGAAGGAGGUUAUCCGGCAACGCUUGCAGGUCGCCGAGGAGGGGAUGGCUAAAUCAGAGGAAACGAAUCACCGCAUUUUAUCCAUCUCGAAGACCCUGAUGGAGCGUCAGAAUCGACUGCUUGAGGAAAAUAAACAGCUUAAAUCUAAGUGCGCCCCCCCCAGCCCCGCGACUUCUGAAGUACCGCAAGUUUCUGCAGUGUCGGUGGAGGAUUUGACGAUUUUCAUAACGGAAGCGCCACCGCCUACUGAGCAGCCUUUGGAAGGCGAAAGAGAAGAAGCAUCGAUACGAGAUGAGACGAUGAGUAUUUCAAUCUCACACUGCGAAGAUGUCAACGAGGAGCUCCCCUCCCUCCCGCUUCCCCCCUGUUAG
Molecule: messenger RNA, 2961 nt
Organism: Phytomonas sp. Hart1
Lineage: Eukaryota; Euglenozoa; Kinetoplastea; Trypanosomatida; Trypanosomatidae
Source: the annotation of a GenBank genome assembly